Messenger RNA from Macrosiphum euphorbiae (potato aphid), 393 nucleotides. NCBI's taxonomy places the organism in Eukaryota, Metazoa, Arthropoda, Insecta, Hemiptera, Aphididae. The record is from the annotation of a GenBank genome assembly.
AUGGUUAAAAAAAAUUUCAUAUUACCUACAGACAAAGAAAGUAGUUCGAAAAUUAGUGUGGGUCGACCAAAAACUAAUUUUAACGAGUGUGCCGAAAGAACCAAAAUAAAUAAAGUGAAACAUUUAGUAAAAUCGUAUACUUCUCCGGAACUCAGCUUUGCAGCCUCAGCUAAGUAUCAACUAUCUGGGAAGAGGUGUGAAAGUCAACUUUUUAAGGAAAGUGUAAAAAGUCCGAAUCGUGCAAAACAAAUUAUGAAUUCAUAUACUUGUGUUGAAGAUAAAAAACCUAUUCCAUAUAGUAUUGAUGAAGCUUUAGCAUUAUUAGUGAAUAAUAAACUAACCAAACAACAGUAUGUUAAUAUACGAAUUAGCUCAAAAAAAACGAAAUUGUGA